UCUUCCUCUUCUCUGCCGUCUGUUGCUUCAGUCAUAAUACUUUCAUAAAAGAAAACCGGCCGUUGUAAUAUAGGAUCAAAUUGAUGCCAUCACAUUUGUUUACACCAUCCAGACGUGCGCGCUCGCUUUUAAUAAAUAGUUUUAUAUAGAAAAGUUAAAGAUGGAUUUUAACGUGAAGAGACUGGCAGCGGACGCUGGUACUUUAUUCAGUCGGGCAGUGCAAUUCACAGAAGAAAAAUUCGGCCAGGCUGAGAAGACCGAGUUGGACGCACAUUUGGAGAAUCUCCUCAUCAGAGCUGAAAGCACUAAACACUGGACAGAGAAGAUUUUGAAGCAGACAGAAGUGUUACUCCAACCAAACCCGAAUGUCAGAAUAGAAGAAUUCUUGUAUGAAAAACUGGACAAAAAGGUGCCAACACGGAUAAACAACCAUGACCUUCUGGGUCAGUCCAUGAUUGAUUCUGGGACUGAAUUUGGGCCUGGAACGGCCUAUGGAAACGCUCUGAUAAAAUGCGGCGAGACAGAGAAGCAGAUUGGAGGAGCAGAGCGAGAGUUCAUUCAGAGCUCUGCCAUCAAUUUCCUCACGCCUUUCCGCAACUUUUUAGAAGGAGACUUCAAGACUAUAUUGAAAGAGCGCAAACUGCUUCAAAACAAACGACUGGACCUUGAUGCUGCAAAGACCAAGCUAAAGAAAGCCAAAAUGGCUGAUGCCAGAGCUCUGCCCCUCAGAACUUCCCCUCCACCAGGGGACGCUGGCUAUGUUGCCAAUUUCUCCUUCAUGGUGAAUUUCCUCUAUGUGAAGUGGCUGAAGGCCGAGCAGGACCUGAAGAUGACACAGAGUGAGUUUGACAGACAGGCAGAGAUCACCAGGCUUCUUCUGGAAGGAAUCAGCAGUACGCAUGCCCAUCAUCUCCGCUGUCUCAAUGACUUUGUGGAGGCUCAGAUGACAUAUUACGCCCAGUGUUACCAGUACAUGGUCAACCUCCAAAAGCAGUUGGGAAGCUUCCCUUCGGCUUUCUCUUCCAACAACAACCAGUCAACAGCCAGCGCCGCAGCCAGUAUCUCCGUACCCAUCCUGCCGCUCUCAGCCCCUCUUCCUGCCAACUCAACCAAUGCAUCUUCAGGUUUCACCGAGCUGCAAAACUUCAGCGGGAGCCGUAAAGCACGGGUGCUGUACGAUUAUGAUGCUGCAGGCAGCAACGAGCUCUCCUUAUUGGCCGAUGAGGUGAUCAUGGUGAGCAGCGUUCCAGGCAUGGACUCUGAUUGGCUGAUGGGUGAACGUGGAAAUCAGAAGGGAAAAGUGCCUAUUACUUAUUUGGAGCUACUAAAUUAAGAGAGGAAAAACAAGUAUUGUUGGAAACAGAAACAUAUUGUGUAUUCCAGCUGUGCUGCGUACCGUAAAUGCAACUUUGACAUCUUUUGCUGCUUACAUGCAACAGUAUUUUAUUGGAUGUGACAUCUUGCAGUCCCAGAACGGGAAGUGGUUUUAACCGGACGAGUGUUUACAAAUGAAUUAAAGCAGAAUUUUUUUUUUUAAAUGCUUUUGUUGUGACAUGCCUAUAUAUUAUAUAAAAA
Molecule: messenger RNA, 1575 nt
Organism: Carassius carassius (crucian carp)
Lineage: Eukaryota; Metazoa; Chordata; Actinopteri; Cypriniformes; Cyprinidae
Gene: sh3glb1a
Product: SH3-domain GRB2-like endophilin B1a
Exons: 10
Coding region: 161-1333 (390 amino acids)
Biological process (GO): membrane organization
Cellular component (GO): cytoplasm; membrane
Molecular function (GO): protein binding
Source: RefSeq, a predicted model, not a curated record